CUUAUCCAUUUCAUUCUCGCUUUCAUCUUCAAUCAAACAUUGAAAAUUUCCCUAACUUUCCUUUUUCAUUUUAAAAACACAUUCAUUUUUCUUUUCUUUUCUUUUCUACUCCACACUUCACAUUCCGACAUUGAAAAAAAAACACACACACACACACACACUCUCUCUCUCUCUCUCUUCACAUAAACAGAUAAGACAAUGGAGCAUAUCGAGAGAUCCCAAUUGUACAACGAUCCCGUGUACCGAUUCCAAUAUGUAGCAAAGUUCAUGGACUUUGGUCAAGAAGACAUCGAUGCGAUCAAAGGAGCUGCGGAGCUGAUCAAGCCUUUGGUCCCAGCUGUUGUGGAUGCUGUCUACCGCAAGCUUCACCAGUUUGACAUUACUUGGUCUGUGAUGGCUAAACGACAUGAGGGCUAUGUGCCCAAGGACGCCAAGGUGAUUGAGGACGUUGCAGAGUUGACCGAGAAUGCAGAGCAGAUCAAGUUCCGAAAGGAUAUGUUGUCACGGUAUUUUGCAAAGUUGCUGGAGAAUCCGUAUGACGAGAAGAUGAUAAAGUACCUUGAAUACGUUGCAAAGAUUCAUACGGAUACACCGACCAAGAAGUCCAAGAUCAAUGUGGAUCUGAUUCAUAUCAAUGCGCUGUUGGGUUAUGUGGAGACAGUCUUGAUCGGAGGCGUCAAGUCCCUGAACCUGGACAGAGAUACAGAAUACAAGGCCAUCGCUGCAUUCGGCAAGUUGCUCUGGAUCCAGAAUGAUUUCUUUAUCAAGUACUAUUGCAGUGAUGGAGAGGAGUACGCUGAUAGCCCUUCCAGAAGGACCACUACAACAACCUCAUCCUCAAUGGUCGUUGCAAGACAGCCUGGCAUUUUGACUCGUCUGUGGCAAUUCUUCUUUUAAAAAAAAAAAAAAAAAAAAAA
Lobosporangium transversale is the source of this 917-nucleotide messenger RNA. RefSeq names its product Protoglobin-domain-containing protein. Gene Ontology annotation, molecular function: oxygen binding; heme binding. The coding region runs from base 199 to 897 and encodes 232 amino acids. The record is from RefSeq and is a predicted model, not a curated record. Lineage: Eukaryota; Fungi; Mortierellomycota; Mortierellomycetes; Mortierellales; Mortierellaceae. The transcript has a single exon.